UCUUCUACGCGGCAUCCAGAAGCUUAACAUAUAGGCGCACGACCUAACCAACUAGGUUCAGUGCCGUCACAAGGAGCAAGAAGCUAAAGACCCAGCCAGCGUAUUGGCCUUCAUAGUCGCGAUACACCUUCCAGAUUACAAACCAACCCACAAGCGGAGAACUUACAUACACUGUAGCAAAGUAGUCAACUUUGUUCAAUAUUUAUGGAACAAUCUUCGGAUAUGGAGUAUACAUCAGCUGGCAAUGGUGUUGAUAGCUCAAGUGCUGGAGGGGUUUCUGAGAUGGCAACUGAAGAAUUGGCUGCUCCCCUGGUUACAACUACUGCAGAUAAUUUAAAUAUUUCUUCUAAGACAGGUCCAGUUAGUACAAUUGAUGGUUCAAAUCAUGAUGUGGCUAACAACAGUGCUAUCAUAGGGAUUCCAGACAAUGCUUCAAGCGAUUCGUCACAUUCCACUGUUUUUGUCAGUGAAUCGAAGAAUGAUGCAUUGGGUGGUGGUAUUGGUGAGAAUGGUAUUCAUACUGAUAGCGGUAAUGGAUCUAUUGCUGGACACCAAGUGGUGGUGGAUGAUACAGCAACACUAUCUCCUGAAGAAGAACGGUUAUGGAGCAUAGUUAAAACAAAUUCUCUGGAUUUCAAUGCAUGGACUGCCCUAAUUGAAGAGACAGAGAAAGUAGUGGAGAACAACAUAGCAAAAAUCCAGAAAGUGUAUGAUGCAUUUUUAUUGGAGUUUCCAUUAUGUUAUGGCUACUGGAAGAAGUAUGCAGAUCAUGAAGCACGCAUUGGUUCUGUAGAUAGAGUUAUGGAGGUGUAUGAACGAGCUGUUCUAGGAGUUACCUAUUCUGUUGACAUCUGGUUGCAUUAUUGUACCUUUGCUAUAAAUACAUAUGGAGAUCCAGAGACUGUUAGGAGGUUAUUUGAGAGAGGGUUAGCAUAUGUAGGAACUGAUUAUUUGUCAUCAGCACUCUGGGAUAAGUAUAUUGAGUAUGAAUACAUGCAACAAGAAUGGCCCCGUCUUGCUAUGAUCUACACACGGAUUUUAGAGAACCCUAUUCAGCAACUGGAUCGUUAUUUCAAUAGCUUUAAAGAAUUAGUCUCAAGCAGGCCACUAUCAGAGUUGAGGACAGUUGAGGAAGCAACUGCUGCUACUACUAUAAGUUCAGAAGUUGGUGACCAUGAAACUAAAGGAGAAGUUGAUGUUUCUGCCACAGAAGAGUUUUCUAAACCUGUAACUGCAAGCCUUGCAGAAGCUGAGGAGUUGGAGAAGUAUAUUGCCAUUAGAGAAGAGAUGUUUAAGAAAGCUAAAGAGUUCGAUUCUAAGAUCAUUGGUUUUGAAGCAGCUAUAAGGAGGCCAUAUUUUCAUGUGCGCCCCCUCAAUGUUGCAGAACUUGAAAAUUGGCAUAGUUAUCUUGGUUUUAUUGAAGCGGAGGGAGAUUUUAACAAGGUGGUGAAGCUAUAUGAAAGAUGUGUUAUUGCUUGUGCAAAUUAUCCCGAAUAUUGGAUACGUUAUGUCCUGUGCAUGGAGGCUAGUGGAGGUAUGGAUCUAGCAAACAAUGCACUUGCUCGUGCUACUCAAGUGUUUGUCAAGACGCAACCGGAGAUUCAUCUCUUUGCUGCUAGAUUCAAAGAGAACAGCGGGGAUAUCGAAGGAGCACGUGCAGCAUACCAACUUCUACAUACUGAAAUUUCUCCUGGUCUUAUAGAAGCAACUAUCAAACAUGCAAACAUGGAACAUAGGCUGGGCAAUCUGGAAGAUGCUUUUUCUGUAUAUGAACAGGCCAUUGCAAUUGAGAAAGGGAAAGAACAAUCACAAACUUUACCAUUUCUUUUUGCACAAUAUGCUAGAUUCUUUCAUUUGGUUGCUGGAAAUGUAGAAAAAUCUCGCGAAAUCCUUAAUGGAGCGCUUGUGAAUGUACAGUUAUCAAAACCACUUUUAGAGGCUUUGAUUCUUUUGGAAUCUAUGCGCCCACAUCCAAAACAAGUUGAGUAUUUAGAUGCACUAGUGGAAAGAUUCAUUAAUCCUACAGCUGAUAAUGAUAACACUGCCAGCAUAGCUGAGAGGGAAGAUCUGUCAAGCAUUUUCUUGGAGUUUCUAGAUCUAUUUGGCAAUGCACAAAUUAUUAAGAAGGCUGAUGAUAGGCAUGCAAAGCUCUUCCUGCACCAGAAGAUCACAUCAUCAGAAUCAAGAAAGCGUCAAGCAGAGGACUUUCUAACUUCUGACAGAUCAAAGAUGGCCAAAGCUUACACGGGUACCUCACCCUCUGUUCCUGCAGUAGUAGGCGCGUACCCGGCUGCACAAACCCAAUGGCCAGCAGGUUAUGGUUCACAGGCUCAAGUUUGGCCACAAGGACAACAGUGGAACCACCCUGGGUAUACCCAACAGGCUGCAUAUGCAGCUUAUGGAGGUAGCUAUGCAAACCCACCAGCAUCUGUGCCUCAAACUACUAGUUAUGGUGCUUAUCCUCCAGCAAAUCCUGUCCAGCCUGCUUUCCCCCAACAAGCGUACGCACCACCAUCCGCUGUCGCUGCUCCUAUACAACAUCAGCAACCGGCAGCAGUUCCUGCCCCACAGGCUUAUUAUGGAAAUUAUUACGGAUAAUUGUUUUCAAACAAAGAAAUCAAUUUUGUUGCUUGUCUACAAUUCGAAUUUGUCAGUCUAGUUUGGUGAGGACUGUAUCGACAGCUGCCUUGGUGACUUAGUAAAAGAGGUAUGGUUGUGGGAUUAGUGGUGCGGAAAUCUUUAGCGCUUUAUUUUAUAUUUUAAAUUCCAAAUCUUGUCACACCUUCGAUAGAUUCGAACAAUGUAGUUUUUGAGUUCCCUGAAUGCAUGAAAUUUGACACUUCAUUAACAAAUUUAGAUACU
This is a messenger RNA of Impatiens glandulifera, 2862 nucleotides long. Its product is annotated as pre-mRNA-processing factor 39-2-like. Gene Ontology annotation, cellular component: U1 snRNP; commitment complex; U2-type prespliceosome. Gene Ontology annotation, molecular function: protein binding. Gene Ontology annotation, biological process: mRNA 5'-splice site recognition; RNA processing. The transcript is spliced from 14 exons. The record is from RefSeq and is a predicted model, not a curated record. The coding region runs from base 205 to 2598 and encodes 797 amino acids. Lineage: Eukaryota; Viridiplantae; Streptophyta; Magnoliopsida; Ericales; Balsaminaceae.